Messenger RNA from Ananas comosus (pineapple), 1459 nucleotides. Its product is annotated as sex determination protein tasselseed-2-like. NCBI's taxonomy places the organism in Eukaryota, Viridiplantae, Streptophyta, Magnoliopsida, Poales, Bromeliaceae. The transcript is spliced from 3 exons. The record is from RefSeq and is a predicted model, not a curated record. The coding region runs from base 323 to 1252 and encodes 309 amino acids.
CGCUCCAGUUAAUUAAUUAAUUAUUUAUUUAUUUAUUUAUUUAUUUAAUUUAUGUGACCACGCUCUUCUCCUCCCCCACCAAUGCCAAAACCAACACCAACACCAACACCAACACCAAUUCCAAUUCCACCACCGCCGCUACAAAAACAACUCAACAGCGAUUCGGCCGAGUGCGAAAGAGAGAGAGAGAGAGAGAGAGAGAGAGAGAGAGAGAGAGAGAGAGAGAGGAGCGAGGGAGGGUUGAGCUUGAGAACUGGUUGUUGUUGGCGUCGUUGAAGCUUCUUCGAAUUACACCUGCGAUCUCUUCCUUGAUCCGUAUACUAUGAUGCUGCUGCUUCGCCUCAUCUUCGCCAGGAGAGCGGCGGAGGCCACGGGCAGAUCAACCGGUGGCCGCUGGGACGGACGGCUCGGCUUCUCGUCCGCUGCGCAUCCCAGAAGAAGGUUGGAAGGAAAAAUUGCUCUAAUUACUGGAGGCGCAAGCGGGCUGGGAAAGGCCACGGCCCAGGAAUUCAUCCGAGAGGGUGCAACGGUCGUCCUCGCGGACAAAAACUCGCAAGUCGGCCGAAAAUCGGCCGAAGAGCUCGGCCCGCAGGCCCACUUCGUCCAAUGCGACGUGACGGUGGAGCAACAGGUGGCCGAGGCCGUGGACUUGGCCGUCUCCCGGCACGGCCGGCUCGACGUCAUGUACAACAACGCGGGCAUCGCGGGCCCGGCAUCGGCCCACGGCAUCUCGCUUCUCGACCUAGCCCACUUCGACCAAGUCAUGAACGUAAACGUCCGGGGGACGCUCGCCGGAGUGAAACAUGCGGCCCGCGUAAUGGGCCCGGUGGGGUCGGGCUCUAUCCUGUGCACCGCGAGCGUAAGCGGGCUCAUGGGCGGGCUCGGGCCGCACCCGUACACCAUUUCCAAAUUCACCGUCACCGGCAUCGUGAAGUCGGCCGCCGGCGAGUUGCGCCAGCGCGGGAUUCGGGUGAACUGCAUCUCGCCGUUCGUGAUCCCGACGCCGCUGGUGAUCGACCAAUUCUCGCAGAUAUACCAGGGAGUCGGAUCGGAGAAGAUCGCGGAGAUCGUUAACGGGCUGGGAGAGAUGAGGGGGACAAAAUGCGAGGCGAUCGACGUCGCUAGGGCGGCGGUUUAUCUGGCGUCGGACGACGCAAAGUUCGUCACCGGACACAAUCUGGUGGUUGACGGGGGUUUCACAUCCUACAAGCAGUUGAAUUUGCCAGUGCCAGGCCCUCCCCCCAUGCGUUAGAUAAUUAAUAUCAUGGCUUUAACUACUCGAUCGGGGGAUUAGCGAAUUGUCGUAGUUUAAUUGCUGUUGCUGCUGUACACUAAUAAAGAUGCAUAGCUUAAUUCUCACCGUGCUUUUGAUGUGCUAAUGGAGGUCAAAAGGUACUGUGACACCAGCGGGCUGACUUCGAAAGUGAAUUAAUGAACCGUUGAAAUAUUGUCGUUCCAA